Nematostella vectensis (starlet sea anemone) is the source of this 973-nucleotide messenger RNA. Its product is annotated as homeobox protein OTX1 A-like. The record is from RefSeq and is a predicted model, not a curated record. The coding region runs from base 52 to 633 and encodes 193 amino acids. Gene Ontology annotation, biological process: regulation of DNA-templated transcription. NCBI's taxonomy places the organism in Eukaryota, Metazoa, Cnidaria, Anthozoa, Actiniaria, Edwardsiidae. The transcript has 3 exons. Gene Ontology annotation, molecular function: DNA binding; DNA-binding transcription factor activity, RNA polymerase II-specific.
GAUUUAAAAACCCAGAGCCAAACCAAAAUAAUCCAGUACCGCCCGAACGCCAUGUCUUACGUCAGCAUGAAACGCACUAACCCUUACAGCGACGAGAACGAUUAUCACAGUGUGCCUUCCAAUCCCCGUAAAAGUCAUAGAAGGCAGAGGACCUUUUUCUCGAAAGAACAAACUGUCAUCCUAGAGGGGGCGUUUCAGUACGAGCGAUUUCCUGGCAUCCAGAUCCGGGAGAAACUUGCGCGGGAACUUGACAUCGACGAGUCGAGAAUCCAGGUUUGGUUUCAAAAUCGUCGUUCUCGUCAAAACAGACAAAAAAGGAAUACAGAAGUUCGAUCAGUACAAUCAUCCGUCGUAUCUUCAGCAUCGAUCCGUCCCAUCCACAAAUCAUCCGAGUCGAGUCAUGUCCCUCCAGCUCCUCUGCUUACUUACAGCAACACUAAGCCGCUAUCACACGUUGACUGUACUGCGCCUGCGCCAGUCUUACCGUCAUACCUCACAAGCUCAAGACUCGCCACAGGCAUCCCGAGUCCGUGGAUGUGCGCACCUUCCAGUCAAACUCGCACGGCUGACGAGUUAGCCGCCGCCAUAGGACUGAUGGGCGUGUAUGGAUCAAUACCUUACAGAUUCGACUAACAUCUUUAUCAUAUGUUUAUAGCCUUGUGCCUAAGUUAUAACGAAUAUCUGUUGUACAUUUUAGAUUGAAGAUAUUAAAUAUAGUACAUUUUGUAAAUGAAAAACAAAUAUCCCUUAUGUCUAUGUCUUUGCAAUACCUAUCCUACUAGUAUAAAUGCGUCGUGAUAUCAGGAAGGGGAGGAAUACUCAGGCAAUAUAAAAGUCGAUGGUUAAGGUGGCCCGAUUCUAUUCAGAAGGACCAUAUGUUUUCCAACAAAUCCAUCCAUUUAUAAAGCGAUCAAAUACAAGAGUGUGUAAUGGAAUCUUGAAGUUUGGAAAACAGCGACCGUAGUUCGUAAAA